AUGGAGCGACAAUACUCCGUGCAUGAGAAGGAUAUCAUAGCAAUAGUCCAUUAUUUGUGGAUGUGGUGUCAUUAUCUCCUCGAUAGAUUAUUUGUGGUUUACACAAACAAUGUGGCAACAAGCUGCUUUCUGACACAAUACAAGCUCAUGCCAAAGUACGCUAGUUGA
Spirodela intermedia is the source of this 168-nucleotide messenger RNA. The record is from the annotation of a GenBank genome assembly. Lineage: Eukaryota; Viridiplantae; Streptophyta; Magnoliopsida; Alismatales; Araceae.